Messenger RNA from Brachypodium distachyon (stiff brome), 2445 nucleotides. RefSeq lists its product as uncharacterized. Gene Ontology annotation, molecular function: chromatin DNA binding; transcription coactivator activity. Gene Ontology annotation, biological process: regulation of DNA-templated transcription. The transcript has 2 exons. The record is from RefSeq and is a predicted model, not a curated record. The coding region runs from base 141 to 2276 and encodes 711 amino acids. Lineage: Eukaryota; Viridiplantae; Streptophyta; Magnoliopsida; Poales; Poaceae.
ACGCUGCCUUCCUUUCCAGGAGCCAUCGCAAUCCCGACUGCAACUCCCGCCGCCGCCCGCUCCAGAGUCCCCAGAUCGAUUCGCUCACGCUAGAGAUCGACGAAUCGCUCACCUCGCAUCUUCCCGGCUCCAAGAUCGAUAUGGCGGCAGGCGGCCACCACUGGCUGGCGGCGGCGCCCCCCAACUUCCGCGCCAAAGUGGUCGAAAAGAUGAUGAAGAAAUUUCCCCAACCCAAUGGGCCAGAUCAGCUUGCUCAAGUCCACGCCGUUGCCUCCCGAUUCGAGGCCAUCGCGUUCAGGGCUGCCACCGGCAUGCGAGAUUACCUCACAAGAAUAAGCAAGAAGAUGAUCCAGAUUCAGAACAUACAACAACAGACCGCUGCUCCGAACCUUCAGCAACAGGCGCACGUGGGAUUCCAAAUGCAGCAGGCUAAUGCAGCCCAAGCUAAUUACUCUGUCAGGCCACCCCCAAUGGCACCGGCUGUCCGGCCAUCAGUAGCUCCUCAGACUCAACGCCCGGCCAGCCAUAUCUCCAGUGGCAUGUGUAAGCAGCAGCCCCAGCCCCAGCCACGCUUGGUGGGGAUAAUGAAUCAGCAACACCCGAGGAGGGUCAACCUAAUGCAGAGGGUACAGCAGGCCAAUAAUGUCGCCGUGAUGCAGACUGGGCACCCUGGAGGACAGAACAAGAACAACCAGCAAUAUGAAAGCCCUCCAACUUCAGAGAUAAUUACAAGGAAUAAUGCCGAAGAAGUCGACUGGAGGGAGGACCUGUUCCAGAAGAUCACAUUACUCAAGGAUGCCCACUUCGCUGAGCUCAUGGAAUACGACCGAGCGUUGGAUGUUCGUGAUAUAACAAAUGAACAAUUCGAGUCGAUGCCUGAACAGCAAGCUAAGAAAUGCAGGCAGAUGCAAACAAUCAAGGGAAUGAUACAGAGGGUGCUGAGCUUCCUUCAGCUCCAGAAAGGCAACAUUCCCGAACAGGCCAUGGGUCAGUUGGACAAGUGCCAAGCCAUGAUAUUUGGUCUGCUGGAUUUCUUCAGGAUGGAAAGAAAAAAAGCCACGAUCGCAGCGAGGAACUGUCGCGAGCCGCCUCAGGUCGCGAGUCCAGCUCGCACCACGGCACCACCCACUGGUGGCAUGGAUACGCAGCAUGAACAUCGAGAGGCCCCUGCAGUUGAAACCAUCUCGACGCAGCCAACACAGAGCAGUCCGGCGAGAUCAACUCCCCUGGCUCUGGAACCAAAUGAGAGCGACACCGCCAACUUGGCAGGUGAAGCAGAGGAUGAUGGUCAGGCUGAGAUGCAGAGUGAAGCUGGAGCACCGGUAGCUGACGCUGCAACAUUCACCGGAGGAACAUGUAGCCAGGAAGAAGAACAUCGAGAGCAUCCAGUAGAUGAAGCGGUUAUUCCUGAGAUGUCACAGAACGUUCCUCCUGGAGGAACAUGUAGCCAGGAAGAAGAUCAAGAGAAUACAGAAGACGAACCGGUUAUUUCUGAGUUGACACAGAACGCUACUCCUGAAGGAACAUGUAUCCAGGAAGAAAAACAGCAAGAGCAUCCAGCAGAUGAGGCGGUCAUUAUGCCUGAGUUGACACAGAACGAGGUGUGUGUCACAGCUGAAGUGCCGGUAUCCAUGGAGCCGCCGAUCGAGAGCGGAGACAAGGCGGAAGCGUUCCGCAGCGUAGCCCGUGAAUUGGGUCUGAACCUUGGGCGCGGCACCCGCCUCCGUAGGACCAUCGACUACGAGGAGGAGGACGCAUGGGAGCCUGAAACCAAGAGGCAGAAAACGCAGAGCUUCGGCUUCGGCUGCGGCUACGGCUACGGCUACGUCAACGACGCAGUGCUGGACGAGGUCAGAGACGCGCACAGGGCGCUGCUCGAGACGGAGGUCAGCAUCAUCAGAGACACCACGGCAUCAUCAGAGAUGGUGGUCGGGUUCUUCUACACCUCCGUGACGCUCCCGCCGGACUUCAGGGGGGCCUGCGAGGUGUCCGAGGUGUACGCGAAGCUGCUCGUCCCCGCCGACUACCCACGGAGCUCUCCGGCGGUGCUGCCCCGCGGCGAGAUGAGGGAGGGGUUCCCGUGCGCGGUGGACGUGGCGUUCCGGCACGCCGUGGGCGAGCUCCCGGAGCCCAGGUCGAUCGUGGACAUAGCCAGGGCGUUCGACUCGUGCGUGCGGAGCGUCGGAACCGAGUUCGUGAAUAUGAUGAGGAGGUGGGAGUUGGAAAGUUACAUGGAAAAUUAUGACCCUAGGAUGGGAUCUUGUAUAUCGAUGUAAGAAAAGUUCUAACUUGGUAUAUGUAGAACAUGUAUAGGAGGAGUGGAGGAAAUUGUUUGCUGCAGAGCUGAUUCAAUAGGAACGUGUAGGGGAACAGCUGCCUUAUAUUAAUUGUACGAUGUUGUUCAUGCAUGUUUAUGUGUACAACCAGGGUGUUUGGCAUGGAAAA